AUGACCGUUACUUGCCUCUGGCCGCUCGGAUUGGAAGGCUCAGAAGUCGCUCUCCUAGUAGACUUGGACAUCGGGGGCGGCCAGAUGAUGGAUACUUGUGUAGCCGGUGAGGAUUGUGGUAGCAUGAAGGACUAUUCGUCUAUAACCUGGAGACGGGCUCAAAGCCCGUCGCUGACGGCUGCGAUCGGAGGUCAACGUGUUCUUUCCCCCUCGCUUCCAUGUGGCCCUGCGCGGUGGUGGGAAACUACUAAAACCCUAAUCUUUCGAGCUCUGGAUAUCUCUUUCGACAACGAAAAGGUCUUCACGAUCACCGCAUUUGGAGCGGGAGCUGACCUGGAACCCGAAGUUGCUUCGGGUGAAGGUAAAUAUCCGAGAGGGGGGCUUCUUGGUCGCCGCUCGCUAGCAUACUUGAGACUGUCUUGCAAAAUCUGGUCUUGGAGGUGGAAGCCAAUCGCAUUAGGGAUUCCUUUGAAGAACAGGUUAGGAUUGGGAAGUGGGAGGUCGGUGGAAGCGGAAGAAGCGGGAUUUUAUAUUGAGCUAAAUCCUCGACGCUACCGCUCUGGGAAAGCGAUUUUUCUCCAAAGUAUUGUAAGCUUCUCGCGUAAUUGUGCUCCGGUUGCGGAGGAAGACCAGAUUUUUUUUUUAUUUCCAUUUUUUAUGCUAAUUACGCUUCUACCCUUAAAUCUCAAUUCUGAGCUUGAAGGUUGUGUUUCUUCCCCUUCGAGCUUUUUAAUACAGAGUGGAACGGGAGUCGGGAGAGAGACGAACGUGCUCAGUUGUUGUCGCCAGUACCAAACCACAACUUGA
Zingiber officinale is the source of this 807-nucleotide messenger RNA. RefSeq lists its product as uncharacterized. The record is from RefSeq and is a predicted model, not a curated record. Lineage: Eukaryota; Viridiplantae; Streptophyta; Magnoliopsida; Zingiberales; Zingiberaceae. The transcript has 3 exons. Bases 1 to 807 code for a protein of 268 amino acids.